CAGAUGAUUAGUUCUCUGGGAAGGAUGGACUGUAACAUUGAAUCAAUUACAGGUUGCUCUUGCAGAGGCGCAUUUGUGUGAGUGGCCGUGGUGCAGGACGGAGGAGCACAGCACAAGGGAGAGGAUUACUACUGCUUUACAACCGAGGACCCUUGGGCUGAUUAGAGUAUUUUACAAGAGCUUUGCCAUUCAUUUUGGCUGUUCUUUUUUAUCAAAGGGAACAACCAAAAGGGAUUAAAAAGCUGAGCACAAUCAAAGUGACCAUGGGAUUCCUGGAGACACAUCUCGUUUUGGGGAUUGUCUUACUAGGGGUAUUUUCAGAUGUUUCAAAACCUUGGCCGGUCAUUAAUUCAGAUAAAAAAGAAUUUAUUCUGACACCUCAUUCGGAGUUCAACAUCACAUGCUCUGGAGAAAGCAGAGUGAGAUGGGCCGAACCAUUACCGGACAACAGCGAAAUGCAUUCCGGGUUUAAUCACAGUACUUUGGUGAUCACUGAUGUUGAGGCAUUAAACACACGUCUCUACACCUGCGAAUAUGUGGAUCAGCCUGAAAGAAACGCUGAAAUCUACGUUUUUGUUUCAGAUCCUGAGGUUCCAUUCGUGUCUGAACCUGUUGUUGAGACAAAUGAGAUGGGCAUAACUAUCCCAUGCCUCGCUACAAACCCACAUUCUCAAGUGAUUCUCAGAGACCUGCAGAGUGGGGAUGUGGUUUCUCUGUUUUACGACCACAAGACCGGCUUUUUCGGCAUCUUAUCACCAGGUCAAUACGUUUGCGAGACGAGCGUGAAUGGCAAAGCAGUGAGGAGCAGCGUUUAUAAUGUGACAAAUGACACGGGUAAUUAA
Molecule: messenger RNA, 842 nt
Organism: Rhinichthys klamathensis goyatoka
Lineage: Eukaryota; Metazoa; Chordata; Actinopteri; Cypriniformes; Leuciscidae
Product: platelet-derived growth factor receptor alpha-like
Exons: 4
Coding region: 264-842 (192 amino acids)
Source: RefSeq, a predicted model, not a curated record